Messenger RNA from Pestalotiopsis fici W106-1, 876 nucleotides. RefSeq lists its product as uncharacterized. The transcript has a single exon. The record is from RefSeq and is a predicted model, not a curated record. Bases 1 to 876 code for a protein of 291 amino acids. NCBI's taxonomy places the organism in Eukaryota, Fungi, Ascomycota, Sordariomycetes, Amphisphaeriales, Sporocadaceae.
AUGCAUGUCGCUACUGUAUAUACCGUCAUGUCGCUGGCUGUUCCGACUGCGGCAGCAUGCACGCGAGAUCUCCUUCAGAACGCAACGGCCGAGUAUGUCAAGUCUCAGAGCUCGGGUCACAUUGGCAUCUCUGCACUUUCCAGCAAAGUCAACUACACAGAGAAUGACGUACCAGUAGACAUCAACACGGGAGUCCUGACGCAGCCCCUCAAGAUUGAUUUCAACCGGAGCACGCACGACACGACCCAGUGCGCCACCUUUACCGAGCUCAUUGUGACGGACCCCAAGCACCCCUACGUCAUUGGCACGCGCAUGGUGUUUACCGACGACGAGAUCACGACCGUCGAGUCCAUCGUGACGGAUGCCGGCGACUGGCUCUUCAACGCGACGGGCUACCUCUACUGGAACGCGCAGGAGAACUGGGCGCCCAUCCCCGCGGACCGGCGCGACACGCGCGCCGUCAUCCAGGCCGCGGGCGACGCCUACUUUAACCGCUUUGCCAAUGUCAACGUGACGGUGCCCUGGGCGGCGUCGUGCGCGCGUCUCGAGGGCGGUCUCUAUACCGACACCAACCAUACGGGCGCCGAGACGUGCGGCUUGGGGCUGCCCUCGACCAUCAAGGUGACGAACCGCCGGUACGUGGUCGACGAGGAGAUGGGGACCGUGGAUAUUUUUCUGGGUUUCCCGGGCCUCGAUCGCUCAGUGGGUCAAAAGCCCGUGCCGGAUAGCCACUUCUUUAGGGUCGAGAAUGGCAAGAUUAGGUACAUUCAUACUGUGUCGGCCUGUUUCAAUGCUGGGUGCGGCGAGAAUGGGACACUGCCGCUUUCACGUAUUCGUCGGCCCAUGUCGGUCAAAGACUCGAGACGAUUGUGGUGA